Molecule: messenger RNA, 1899 nt
Organism: Diutina rugosa
Lineage: Eukaryota; Fungi; Ascomycota; Pichiomycetes; Serinales; Debaryomycetaceae
Product: phosphoribomutase
Exons: 1
Coding region: 1-1899 (632 amino acids)
Biological process (GO): purine ribonucleoside salvage; carbohydrate metabolic process
Molecular function (GO): phosphopentomutase activity; magnesium ion binding
Source: RefSeq, a predicted model, not a curated record
AUGAUUGUUUCACUGCGGACGGCAUUUCUUCCUUGUUUGAGAAUUGCCAAAUAUAUCGGGCGCCGUACGCUCGUUCGUGCGGCACUGACCUUGAACACCAUGUCGUGGCUAGAACUUGACCCCAACCCCGCCACCCGGGCAGAAAUCGAAAAGCUUGAAGCUGCCGGCAAUUCUAGCGCCAUUGACAGCCUUAUGCUGCCGCGGAUUGCCUUUGGCACCGCCGGGUUGCGCCUGGAGAUGGCCCCCGGAUUCGCCAACAUGAAUGAUGUUACCGUGCUUCAGGCGAGUCAAGGGCUUGUUGACUACGUCAAACAAGGUCCUAUUGUUGUUGGCUUUGACCAUCGCCACCACUCGCGUCGGUUUGCCGAGAUUACCGCCGCCGUUGUACUUAGCCGCGGCUUCGAUGUCUACUACCUCGCCACCACUGGCGAUGUUGGCGCCGAAACCGUGGCGGUGGAACUGAACCAGCCUCCCAAACAUCCUUACAGUCAAGGGGGAGUGGUUGACGCUCACGUGGGUGGCAGAUUCAGCCACACGCCGUUGGUUCCCUUCACCAUUGAUCGCGUCCACGCUACUGCAGGGGUGAUGGUCACUGCCAGUCACAAUCCGGCUAAAGACAACGGUUACAAGGUCUACUACGGCAACGGGUGUCAGAUUAUCCCUCCGGUGGACGCGGAAAUUGCGGCGCUGAUCGAUGCCAACCUUAAACCGUGGUCGGACGCUAAAGUCAGCCAAACGCUUGCUGAGGGUCUUAAACUGGGAAAAUUGAAGCCGUGCUUGGACGAAAUGCAACAAAAGUAUAUUGAAAAGCUCCUGCAACUGGUGACGAUGCCGUCGCUCGGGUUUGACUUCGUCUAUACCCCCAUGCACGGGGUGGGGCUCGACAUCGUGGCGCAGGCGCUCCCUCGCUACUUCACCGACUAUAAGAUGCACGUGGUUGAUGCCCAGGCUCAGCCGGACCCUCAAUUCCCCACAGUGGCGUUCCCUAACCCCGAAGAACGCGGAGCUUUGGAUUUGGCUUCUAAGGUAGCUUCCGAAAAUGGAGUGAAGUUGGUGAUUGCUAAUGACCCUGACGCCGACCGCUUUCUGGCGGCUAUCCUUACUGGUAACGGCUGGCGCCAGUUGACUGGUAACGAGAUCGGCUUCUUGUUCGCCAUGUACAUUGUCGAGACCACCAAGACCGACCUCAAAAAGUUGUACAUGGUGAAUCUGACGGUGCUGUCACAAAUUUUAAAGGCGAUGGCGGUGGUGGACGGGUUCCACUACGUUGACACUUUGACGGGGUUCAAGUGGAUUGGCAACAAGGCUAUCGACCUUGAGAAGGAAGGCUACACCGUUCCCUUUGGCUACGAAGAAGCUAUCGGGUUCAUGUUUGCCACCGCUCACGACAAGGACGGGGUUGCCGCUGCCACCGUUUUUCUCCAGCUCUACAAGCACUUUAACCACGACCUCGAGGCGGCGUUGGCUAAGGGCUAUGCUCGCUAUGGCUACUUCCAAGAAUAUAAUGGCUACUACCGCGUACCGCGUCUCACCCUCACCAACGAGGUGUUCACCGCCAUCCGUCAACUGAGACAGCCGUUGGACCCCAUCGGCGACUUCAAGACUAAGUCGUACCGCGACUUGACGACGGGCUACCAGCUGGACACCCCCGACCACAAGCCGAACCUCCCCGUGGACCCGCAUCUGCAGAUGAUCACGAUGGUGCUUGAAGACCCCGCCACCGGCCACGAAGUCCGCUUCACUGCUCGCGGGCUGGGCACCGAGCCUAAGAUUAAGAUUUACUGUGAGGGUAAAGCGGACUCGGAACUGGCGGCUAAGGCGCUCGCGAAGAAGUGCUGGGACACGUUGCGGGAGGCGUGGUUCAAGCCUGAGGAGCACGACAUGACGGAAGUGGCGUGA